AUGAAUUAUUCUGGACAAAACAUUACAUUUACUGACUUCAAACUGAAUGGAUUCUACAACCUAGGAGAAUGGAGGCCUUUGUUAUUCAUCCCUUUCUUUCUGAUGCUUCUUUUGUCUACUGCUGCUAAUUCUAUUCUUAUAUAUUUAAUCAAAUCACAAAGUUCUCUGCAUUCACCUAUGUAUGUACUAAUAGGUUUUAUGUCUCUUUCAAACUUAAUAAUGCCUAUAUCUUUUGUACCUCACAUGCUUCUUAAUUUUUUAUUUAACUGGAGUGGCAUAUCUCUGAACGGGUGUUUGAUACAAAUGUUUUGCAUUUACUUUACUGGAUCAUUUAAUUCUACUUUGCUUUUUUGGAUGGCAAUAGACCGUUACUUUGCAAUAUGCAAACCUCUUAAUUAUCAUACAUACAUGGAAAUCUGCAAUUUUGUAAAGUUUGUUAUUCCACCAGUAAUGAGAAAUGCUGUUUUGGUGAUUAUUAUGGUCUUUCUGGCUGGAAAACGUUCAUAUUGUACAAAUAUAAUUGAUCAUUCCCUAUGUGAACACAUGCCAGUGGUGCAGUUGGCAUGUGGUGAUAUAUCCAUAAAUAAUUUUGUAGGUCUUCUAAAUGCUUUUGUCAUACCGAUUACAGAUUUUUUUCUUAUUACUCUUUCUUAUGUUGUCAUUUUUAACUCAGUGUUCAAAUCUGGAAAGGCACAAAUGAAGGCCAUUAAUACCUGCAUUACUCAUUUAUUUGUUUUGACAGUUAGUUUGAUUUGUGCCUUGAUGGCAUUUUUGAUAUACAGAAUAAGGAAUAACAUUUCUUCCAACAGCCGUAUAUUCAUAAGCAUCUUAUAUUUACUUGGUCCAAGCUGUUGUAACCCAAUAAUCUAUGGAUGGAGAACUAAAGAAAUAAGACAGACAUUUUUUAAGUUUAUGAACAUAAAGGUCUUACCUUUUUUGGAUAAAUGA
Messenger RNA from Triplophysa dalaica, 948 nucleotides. Its product is annotated as olfactory receptor 52N2-like. The record is from RefSeq and is a predicted model, not a curated record. Gene Ontology annotation, cellular component: membrane. Bases 1 to 948 code for a protein of 315 amino acids. Gene Ontology annotation, biological process: G protein-coupled receptor signaling pathway. The transcript has a single exon. Gene Ontology annotation, molecular function: olfactory receptor activity; G protein-coupled receptor activity. NCBI's taxonomy places the organism in Eukaryota, Metazoa, Chordata, Actinopteri, Cypriniformes, Nemacheilidae.